GGGGGUUAUGACGAGUGAGGCAUGAGUGUGAGAGUAAACGUGGGCGCGAGAGCGAGGAUGAGCAAGAGAGAAAGACGUUGAGGGAGCGAGAGUCAGCGGGUGAGCUUGCGAGGGCGUGUUUGCGUACGUGGUUGACGCAGUUCUUUGUGCGCGCGCAAUUCGGCCGGACACCACCAGCGUGACGGCAAAGAGAGCGAGCAUCGUCAGUCACGGCGCUGGACGCCGAGAGUCUUCUGUUCGUGCGUGCGCAGGGGAAAAAAUUGCUGCUUGCUCUUCUUGCUCUUGCUACAGCUACAGCUAUUGCUGCUGCUGCUGCCGCCGCCGCCGCCACCGCAGCUUCUUCGUCCUCUUCUCUGUCCUCCAGCACGCUGAAGAGCAAUCUGUCUGCGCCUACACUCUCUUCGUCUUCUUCCCUCUCGCCUCGCUCCUCUCUUUCUCUGCUCCGUCUUCCUCCAUCUCCUUCUUUUUUCCCCUCUCUUCUGCCAUUAGCGACUUCGCCGCGCUGCUUUCUCGCUAUUCCCAUCCCCACUCCUCCCGCCGCCUACGUCGUCUGGUUUUUUUUGCCUCCGCCAUUUCUCCUGCUCUCCGUCCGCCUGCACAAGCUCGGCCAGGUCAGAACGUCUGCCUUCCGCCACUUCCACCAUCUCCCUCCACCCACCCCUACUCUGCACCGCAAACGCUUUCGUUGUCGUGCACAUCGCGCCGUUGAUCCCGUCCAUUCCACAUCAGAAAUCCAUUCCUCACUGCAGCCAACCCGCUCUCUGCAGCCUGGCACCCCCCACCUGAGGAGUGGUCGAGCUGCUCCACCAUGGAUCAGAUCAACAGCGACAUGCUCGUGGACCAAGACUACGAGGACAAGCAGGAUGUCGCCAUCAUCUCGCCCGACGAAUCCAUGGACGAGGCAGACCCCGAGCCCGAACCCGAGCUGCGCGCCGACGACUACGAUGCCAUGAAGAAGCGCUUCCUUCCCCUGCAGGACGGUCUCGACGUCGAGGCCGAGGCAGUCCACACCUGGCACAUCGAGAACUGGCGGACGCUGCCAAAGAAAGAACACGGCCCCAUUUUCAAGUGCGGUGACCACCCCUGGCGUGUGCUCUUCUUUCCCCAGGGCAACAACGUUGACCACGCAUCCUUCUACCUAGAGCAUGGCUUCGAGGACAAGGUCCCCGACGACUGGUACGCCUGCGUCCAGUUCAUGCUGUGCCUAUGGAACCCAAACGACCCCCGCAUGUUCAUCUCGCAUACGGCCACGCACAGGUUCAACGGCGACGAAGCCGACUGGGGCUUUACUCGCUUUGCUGAGCUGCGGAAGCUGUUCGCCCCACGCUGGGAUAGCUACGACAGGCCCAUGGUCGAGAACAACUCGGCCAACCUGACCGCCUACGUGCGCGUGUACAAGGAUCCCACCGGAGUGCUGUGGCACAACUUCAUCAACUACGACUCCAAGAAGGAGACGGGCAUGGUUGGCUUGAAGAAUCAGGGCGCCACCUGCUACCUUAACUCGCUCCUCCAAUCGUUGUACUUUACGAACCUGUUCCGCAAAUCCAUAUACCAGAUACCCACCGAGCACGAGCAGGACUCCAAGGCAGACAGUGCGUACGCGCUACAGCGACUCUUUUACCAGCUUCAGACCAGCAACACGGCGGUCAGCACGAAUGAGCUUACUAAAGCCUUUGGCUGGGACUCGCGACAGAUUUUCGAGCAGCAGGAUGUGCAAGAGCUGUCGAGAAUACUCAUGGAGCGCAUGGAGGAGAAGAUGAAGGGCACCGAGGCUCAAGACGCUCUUCCAAGGAUGUUCGUCGGCAAGACCAAGACGUACAUUUCGUGCAUAAACGUCGACUACGAGUCGUCAAGAAUUGAGGACUUUUGGGACAUCCAGCUCAACGUUAGUGGGAACAAGGACCUCGACGCGUCCUUCAGGGACUACAUUCAAGUCGAGACCAUGGAGGGCGAGAACAAGUAUUUCGCCGAAGGCUUCGGACUGCAGGAUGCCAAAAAAGGCGUCAUCUUCGAGAGCUUCCCCAAUGUGCUGCACUUGCAGCUCAAACGAUUCGAAUACGACUUCCAGCGCGACGCCAUGAUGAAGAUCAACGAUAGAUACGAGUUCCCUGAGAUAUGGGACGCAUCGCCCUACCUAUCGGAAAACGCGGACAAGUCCGAGCCGUACAUCUACCACCUGCACGGCGUCUUGGUGCACAGCGGCGACUUGAACGCUGGCCACUACUACGCCUUUUUGAAGCCGAAGAAAAACGGCCAGUGGUUCAAGUUCGACGACGACAGAGUGAUGCGCUCCCUGCCUCGGGAAGCCAUCAGCGACAACUUUGGUGGCGAGCUCACGACGGCAAACGGAGCGCCCCAACGUAAUCCGUACACGCGGACAUGGACGACCAAGCGCUCGAACAACGCAUACAUGUUGGUGUACAUUCGGGAAUCUCGGCUUGAUGAGGUGCUGUGUCCCGAGUCGGAGCUGCAGCCGCCGGAGCACCUUGCUCGCAAGAUUGCCGAAGAGAAGGCUCUGGCCGAGAAGCUGCGCAAGGAACGAGAGGAGGCCCACCUUUACAUGGAGGUGUAUGUGGCAACAGAUGCCAACUUCAAGGCGCACCAAGGCUUCGACAUCGUGCCCUGGAGGGCCGAUGCGGCGGUGAACGAAGCCGCGCGACCGAAGAGCAAGCGCGUGUUGAGGGCAAAGCAAGUCGCAGAUUUCGUCGAGGAGUGGGCCGUCGAGCAAGGCCUCGAUCCGCGGAUGUGCCGACCGUGGGCAAUGGUAAACCGACAGAACGGUACCGUGCGACCAGACCGGGUAAUCUUGGAACCGGACAUUACCAUUGAACAGGCUUCAAACACGUACGGCACAAAGAGCCCGGCAUUCAAGAUCUGGAUGGAAAUCGCGACCGAGACAGACAAGGACGGCAAACCCCUCUAUUUGGAUGCCGCAGUUGACCAGAGCAACCCUCAGAAUCGUGCGAUCGUGCUCUUCCUCAAGUACUUUGACGUCGAGACGCAGAGCCUCCUAGGCAUCGGGCACUUCUAUGCGGGACAGCAGGAUCGUGCUGCGGAUCUUGCGCCGUGCGUUCUCAAGAUGCUGGGCUGGCCUGCGGGCACGGCGUUCAAGAUGUUCGAGGAGAUCAAGCACAAUAUGAUUGAGCCGAUCAAGUCGAAGCAGACCUUGGCACAGUCCGAAAUCCAGGACGGCGACAUCAUCACCGUUCAGAAGAACCUCUCCGACAAGGAGGCCAGCGCCAUCGCUGCAGCGGGCAAGAUUGUCGACUGUAGAGAGUACUACGACAACUUGCUGCACAAAGUGAAAGUUAAAUUUGUGCCCAGGUUUGACGACGGAACCGGGGGCGAGUUUGAGCUUGAGCUGUCCAAGCGCAUGACGUACAACAUGUUUGCGCAACGGGUUGCAGAGUUCUUGGGUCCGGACGUCCAGGCGGACCAUCUCAGAUUCUCGCCCGUAAACGCGCAUACUGGACGAGCAAAAGCUCCCAUUCGGCACACGACGACGCACAACCUUGGCACUCUCCUGCAGCCGGGCUAUAAUUCGUACGGCCAGGCGCAAAAUCAACUUUCCGACGCUUUCUACUACGAGAUUCUUGAGUUCAGCUUGUCGGAGCUCGAGCAGCGAAAGAGUGUCAAGCUCACGUGGCUUCCCGAGGGCAUCAGCAAGGAGGAGCCGCUGGAGCUUCUUGUACCGAAAACGGGCACUCUUGAAGACGUCAUUGCAGCCAUCCAGCGCAAGAUCGGCGUCGAAGCCCUGCCAGACGACAAGCUGCAGCGCGUACGAAUCUUGGAAUGUCACGCAAACAAGAUUUACCGCGAACUCGUGCCCUCCUUCGCCGUCAGCAACCUCAGCGACUUCACGGCCCUGUACGCCGAGGUGGUUCCGGACGGUGAGAUGAAGGGCGAGUACGACGAGGAGAACGCGGGCUUGCUACAUGCCUUCUCGUUUGACAAGGAGGUCAGUAAGCCGCACGGCAUACCGUUCAGGUUCUUGGUCAAGAAGGGCGAACCGAUGAAGGAAACGAAGGAGCGGUUGAGCAAGCGCACGGGGAUCAAGGGCAAAGCGUUUGAGCGCAUAAAGUUCGCCACGGUCCACCGAUCGCCGUAUGGAAAGGUUGAGUAUCUCGAAGAUGACGACAUCUUGUGGGACAAGGCGAUUGCGUCCGAUAUCAAUCUGGGCCUCGACCACACAAACAAGCAGCGUUCGAUAUGGAGCCGUGCGGAAAACAUCUUCAUCCGGUAAUCACGAAACUGUACCAAAUCCCACCACUGCGUUUUCAUUUGGAUCAGUUAUUUCGUAAAGAUACAACAAUGAGGGGAGCGCUUUUAUGUCUUUGCAUGUGCAUAGCCAUUAGGCGGUUGAAUCAUUAUUGUUUCUCCCCGUCUUCGUCCACAAACUUCUUGCUCUAGGAUAUUCUCUUUCCAGCCGGCAAAGGGAGAAAAAGG
Messenger RNA from Verruconis gallopava, 4446 nucleotides. RefSeq lists its product as uncharacterized. Gene Ontology annotation, cellular component: cytosol; nucleus. The coding region runs from base 809 to 4243 and encodes 1144 amino acids. The transcript has 4 exons. Lineage: Eukaryota; Fungi; Ascomycota; Dothideomycetes; Venturiales; Sympoventuriaceae. Gene Ontology annotation, biological process: regulation of protein stability; protein deubiquitination. Gene Ontology annotation, molecular function: cysteine-type endopeptidase activity; cysteine-type deubiquitinase activity; protein binding. The record is from RefSeq and is a predicted model, not a curated record.